AGUCGACUAGUUCUUGGAGUGACCACAGAUCAGGAUGCGGUUCAUCGGUUGUGCUUUCUUGGCUUUCUGCUGCCUGGUGGCUUUUCCCACUGUCACGCCCACUCUGUUGGCUCCCAUUCGGCCAUAUGCUCAGAAUGGAACCCUCGCUGUGCAGAACAACUUUGCCUUGGAGCUGAAGGCAGUGAUCCGGCAGAUACCGGUCGACAUCAUCGAGAAGCUGGUGCAGAAGUACCUCCUCAACGACAUCGAGUUCCAGGGCCUGAUCAGGGCCAUCAACUCCCUGCCCGCCUAUCGAUUCUAUCGGCAGUUGGUCAACCAGCCCGAGGUGCGACUACUGCAGCAGUGGAUCACGCAGCAGCUGAUCCUCUCGGGUGGUGGACCCAAGAUCUUCGAUUCCCUGGAACUGGAGAUCAAGAUCUUCAACAAGUAUCCCUACUGGUCGCAGAUCGUGAGUGGCAUCCAGGGCUUCCAGACCGAGUUCGUGCAGAUCUACCCAGUGCAACUGAUUCGAUCCCUUCUGGAACCCAGUGCCACCCAAGCCAGUCCUCAGCUGUCGGAGCUCUGGCGUCGCCUGGUGGCCUUGCGCCCAGUUUACGACCGGGUUUUGGCCACUCCGCCCGGCAAGGUCAUCACCGCUGAGCUCCAGAGGCUGGGCGUGGAUGUGGGUGGUGUGGAUGCCCUCAUCCGGUACCAGUUCGGUUGGAGCAACGCCACCUUUCCCAGCUACGAUUACACGGAUUACCUGUACUAGAGAUUCCACAUGGAACUGGGUACGAAGGUUGUGCACCUUGUGGACGAACAAUAAUUACCUUUCAAGUAUUAACAGCGUUGCUUCUAUAAGUUACUAAUGUUUAAAAUGAGUAGAUUCUUUAUAUUUAUUGUAAUUGGUGGCAGUUCUGGUCAAAAAUAUUUAGCCUUACUUAGCAACUGUAUAUCUAUUUAAAAUACAUGCCUGAUUGAGAACAUAA
Messenger RNA from Drosophila teissieri, 968 nucleotides. RefSeq lists its product as uncharacterized. The record is from RefSeq and is a predicted model, not a curated record. Bases 35 to 751 code for a protein of 238 amino acids. Lineage: Eukaryota; Metazoa; Arthropoda; Insecta; Diptera; Drosophilidae. The transcript has a single exon.